Molecule: messenger RNA, 399 nt
Organism: Paramecium pentaurelia
Lineage: Eukaryota; Ciliophora; Oligohymenophorea; Peniculida; Parameciidae
Source: the annotation of a GenBank genome assembly
AUGUUCGAUGAAUUUAAUGAAGAGUUGAUUAAUUGUCCAGCAGGUUGUGGACGCAAGUUUAAUAAAGACAGCUUGAUAAUCCAUUACAAAAUAUGUAAGGAUGUAUUCUAACAUAAACGUUGUGUCUUUAAUUCUUAAUUAAAAAGAGUAGGAUAUGACUAUUUUAUUGGAAAUCAAAAAAAAUUACCUUAAUUUGUAUCACCUAGAUCAAUUAAAAUUAAAACUGAAAAUAUUUAAAUUAAAACACCUAAGAUUACAUCUAAAUAUUUAUAGGUCAUUUCCACAAAAAAAUUUUGUAAAGGUUGUUUGAGAGAAUUUGAUAUUAAGAUAGCUGAUGAUCAUAUAUAAAAAUGUAUAUUGAAAUUGCCAAAAAUUAAUGGUUAUUCUAAACUCAAUUGA